UCUAUCAGACACGUGAUAACCUUUCAAGAACCAGUACAUGCAGGCACGUUGUGUGAGACGUUGGGUGCGCAAUAUAAUUAAGAAAAUUCGUUUUGUCGGAAUUAAUAUUAUUUUUUUGUGCAACAAUGAAAUUCGCGUACAUAAAGUUAUUAAAAACUUUAGAAAAAAAAAUUGUUAAGACUAAAAAUAUAAUCGAUUUCGACACUUAUAUCGACAAUCCAUCAAACAAACAAAUGUAUUUGUUACACGAGAAAAAUCUAAAGAAAUCCUGUAGAAUAUUAUUAGUUGGAGAAACACAAGAGGAAUUGGAGAAUAUAAUUGCAGAAAAAAGAAUACCUGAUCCGAAAAUAAACGACUCCGAUAAAAUUGAAGAUAUUAUGGAUACAGAUGAUGAAACUGAUGAAACGUCAAAAAACGAUGAUGACGGUAAAAGUGAUGAAAAUCGAAGUAAUAAUGACAGAGAUGAUGAGGAUGAAAGUGAUAAAGACGAAGAGGAAGUGAUUAAGGUACAAAGAAAGAAGCUUGAGACAAAAAAAAAGCAGUAAACGGAAGAUGGCUGAGGCCAUUAUAGAUGCCCACGAAAAAGCCCGAGCUAGUACAAGUGCAGACACUGA
Molecule: messenger RNA, 614 nt
Organism: Chelonus insularis
Lineage: Eukaryota; Metazoa; Arthropoda; Insecta; Hymenoptera; Braconidae
Product: phosphopantothenoylcysteine decarboxylase subunit VHS3-like
Exons: 3
Coding region: 126-545 (139 amino acids)
Source: RefSeq, a predicted model, not a curated record